AUGUUUAAAUUAAGACUCCUCAACGCUGUCGCCCCAGCAUACUUUUUCUCAGCCACAGCGGUAACCUUCAUUUUUCACUUCUGCUUUUUCAUCCCAACGAUUUUUCAAAGCCCGGGCAUCUCACUGAGAGCAUCAACUGUGAUUCACACCGCCGUUUUCCUAUACCUGAUGCUGAACGCUUUAGGUAACUAUGUCAUGACUAUAAAGUACCCUGCUGAGAGCGCAAAUGAGACUGUGAUUCCUGCAUGUUCGGCAGAUUGCUCAGAUAAAAUAGACGCCCACUACCUCCUCAACGGUCGCCACUUCUGCAAACUCUGUAAGAAAGUCAUACUCAGGAGGGACCACCACUGUUUUUUUACUGGAAACUGCAUUGGCAACAAAAACAUGCGAUACUUCAUCAUGUUCUGCAUAUACACGUCAUGCACUUGUUUGUACUCCUUGGUUCUUGGUGUGGCCUUUCUAACUGUGGAAUACAACAUCUCUUUUGAGAACCCAUUGACUUUCCUCACCCUUCUGCCCCUCUCUACUGGUUACUUCUUCCUAGGAGUUAUCUCAGGUCUGCAGUUCUUCCUCGUGCUGAUGCUAUAUGUGUGGCUGGGCAUCGGCUUGGUGUGUGCAGGGUUCUGCUGUCAGCAGGUGCUGCUGGUAGCGCGGGGGCAGACCUACUGCCAGAUGAAGCGUGGCCAGCUGGUGGAGAGCUGCAGCUCAUGGAAGGACAACCUGAGUGAUGUGUUUGGCUCCCACUGGGCAGUGGGGCUUUUCCUGCCAGUACAGACAGUGGAGACCUUUUCAGGAGAGGUCACUGCCCACCACCAUAAACAUGACUGA
Molecule: messenger RNA, 828 nt
Organism: Salvelinus namaycush (lake trout)
Lineage: Eukaryota; Metazoa; Chordata; Actinopteri; Salmoniformes; Salmonidae
Gene: zdhhc22
Product: zinc finger DHHC-type palmitoyltransferase 22
Exons: 2
Coding region: 1-828 (275 amino acids)
Biological process (GO): protein palmitoylation
Cellular component (GO): Golgi apparatus
Molecular function (GO): palmitoyltransferase activity
Source: RefSeq, a predicted model, not a curated record